AGAAUGCUUUCCGGCGACACCUCCCAAAAUCCCUCCACCGCCGCAAAACCCAAAAGGCGGGUCAUCAAAUACUCAUUCAAACCCAUCGAAAUCUUUCUCUCCUCCCCUGCUUCACCCACCUGCGCCACCACCCAUACCCCCCCGAUAUCAAACCUUCCUCAACAAGAAGAAGAAGAAGACCAAAAUGAGAAUUCCUUCUCUUCAUCGCUUGCCGCAUUUGUUAUAGCCCACAAUGAACAUCUAGCAACUCAUAUUUUACUUCGCUUGCCCCCAAAAUCCCUUCUUCGCUUCCAGUCCGUUUCCAAACAAUGGCAAUCAAUUAUUUCCGACCCCACUUUCCGCCGUCUCCACUCGCGGGGUUGCCCCACUAACACAGCCUCCUGCUCCCCUCCCGGGGUGCUUUUGUUUCCGUUAGAACGUCCCCGUGUUUUUUAUUUCAUUGCGUUCCGCCAGGAGGAGGUAAAUUCAAUGGCCAACAUCGUUUCUCACUUGAAUACUUUCCUUUACGGGCCCCGCAACAUUUCAGCUUUACAUUCUUGCAAUGGUUUAUUAGCUAUAGUGUUUAAUUUCGAUAAUCGUGUAGAAUUUGUGGUUUAUAAUCCCACUACUCGGGAGUCUAAGCUUGUUCCAAUGAUUGAAACUCCACAUAACCGUAAAGUUCUGAAUAUUGUGUUUGAUCCUGAAAAGUCUGAUCACUACAAGCUUGUUUGCAUUUGGUAUGAAAAUGAGGUUCACAGAUUCUCUGUGUAUUCCUCUGAAAAUGGGGUUUGGAGGAAUACUGAAGAGAUGGCUACUGACGAAUUAUAUUAUGAACGGGGUGUGUUAUGGAAUGGUGAUCUUCAUUGGAUUAGUCCGUGGAAUUUCAGUGCGUGCUUUGACGUCAGCAAUGAGCGCCUUAGGCCACUUAGGUACACCAUAAACACGCCCGAGGGCGAGGAAUAUGUAGAUGAUUGGUAUUUUGGGGAGUCAGGGGGCCAUCUCUUUUAUAUUCAUGCAAAUGAACCUCAGGGAACGCUGUUUGAUAUUUUCAAGUUGGAGUUGGAGAGGGACUGUCUUUGUUGGAAUUUCAAGUAUCAUGUUGAUCUUACUCCAUUGACUACUCUGUAUCCACAGAUGAUAACGGAGAAAUAUGAGCUUGAGAAGCCAUGUGCGUUCUAUAUAACUCGUUUUCUUGUGGAUCACAAAGAAAAGACAACAGUGUUUGUGAUAGCACUUACUGGAAAAAUCAUUUCUUGUGAUUUUAACAACUUGACUUUGAUGGAGCUUGCUGAUGUGGAGGUGGAUACAAAGAGAGAUGUCUACAGUUGGUAUUUGGCUUUCCCACAUGUCGAGACACUAGCUUGUCUUUAAUUCCUCUCAAUCUUGUUUUGGCGGGAAGCGACUUAGCAGUCCCUGCAUUUUCCUACUCAUCAAUAGUCAGGUUGGUAACGUAGGGCAAUGGUGAUGUUGUCUUGGACAAGUGUUCAUGUGAAGACAUAUGAUUUUGUCAUGAGGAAUCGAAUAUAACGUAUCUUAGCAGCUCGUAGAUUUUGUUGUUUUCGAGUGCACUGAUACUAUUUUGUUUUGUCAAAAGAAAAAAAAAAUCCUCUUUGCAAAGUUUUUAGAUCCCUCCCUUCCCCCCCCCAAGAAAAAAAAAAACCUAGAUAUCUUUGUCCAGUCAUUGUAUAAAACCAAACAGUAAUCUUUGCAUUGCUUGAGCUCUGAGUAUAUUGAUUACAAUGGCUUCUUAGUA
Molecule: messenger RNA, 1732 nt
Organism: Coffea arabica (coffee)
Lineage: Eukaryota; Viridiplantae; Streptophyta; Magnoliopsida; Gentianales; Rubiaceae
Source: RefSeq, a predicted model, not a curated record